CAUCUUAAAAUUUUCUUCCUCCAUCCACCAGAAGAACGUUAUCUCUUUCCAGGCGUCUCUCCCUCCCUCCCUCUCAGUCACACACACUUCGAUCCAUGCUCGUAGCCCGUACCCACCACUGCCACCACCACCGCCACUGCCACCGCCACCACAGCCGCCCAUGGCCGCCAUCUUCUCCAAUCACCACCCGCAAACCCUCGGCCUUUCUCCCACCCACCAAAUUAAAACCCCUCCUCCGAAUCACCAACAACGUCACCACCCCGGACGGCAGCGGCAGCAACAAAACCCCCACCCCUGCCUCCUCGGACCAACCGAUGCCCUCGUCGGCGGGCAGGAUCAAGCGGCUGGUGCUGUCCCCAGAAUCCCGGACUAAGCUCAACGCCCUGCCAGACCGCGACUUCUACUCGUUCCCGCGCUUCGUGAAGCAUGUGGACGACGGCUUCCUCGCCACGUUGACGGACCUCUACAGGGACCGGGUGAGCCUCGGAUCGGAGGUGCUGGACCUGAUGAGCUCGUGGGUGAGCCACCUACCGGAAGAGGUCUCGUACAAGAGGGUGGUGGGUCACGGCAUGAACGCGCAGGAGCUCGCGAGGAACCCGCGCUUGGACUACUUCUUCGUCAAGGACCUGAACCGCGAGCCGAGGCUGGAGCUGGCGAGCGAGAGCUUCGACGCCGUGCUGUGCACAGUCAGCGUGCAGUACCUCCAGCAGCCCGAGGAGGUGUUUGCAGAGGCGUUUCGGGUGUUGAGGCCCGGUGGCGUAUUCAUCGUGAGCUUCAGCAACAGGCUAUUCUAUGAGAAAGCGAUCACCGCCUGGCGAGACGGGACUGCGUAUGGCCGAGUGCAGCUAGUGGUGCAGUACUUCCAGUGCAUCGAAGGGUUCGCAGAGCCGGAGAUAAUCCGCAAGCUGCCCGGCUCUUCAGUUGCUCGGGAAAGCAAAUCGCCUCUCGAUUGGAUCUUCGGGUUCUUGGGAUUGCUAAGCGGGUCGGAUCCUUUCUACGCUGUGAUUGCCCACAAGAACUUCAAAACCUGUAUAUGAAUGAGCAGAUCAGCCAGCCCCCAAAAUGAAUCAAGAAAACGUACAUGAAUGAAUGCAUCAAGUUGAAUUGUCCAUUACUCUUCCUGCAUGAGCUUCUAUGUCUGAAUUAAGGAUGUCGCUGUAACAGAUCGAGUAGAUCAAGCAAAGAAUUUUCGCUUCGAUUCUUGUCGUUCAAA
This is a messenger RNA of Syzygium oleosum, 1213 nucleotides long. RefSeq lists its product as uncharacterized. Lineage: Eukaryota; Viridiplantae; Streptophyta; Magnoliopsida; Myrtales; Myrtaceae. Gene Ontology annotation, molecular function: S-adenosylmethionine-dependent methyltransferase activity. The coding region runs from base 96 to 1037 and encodes 313 amino acids. The transcript has 2 exons. The record is from RefSeq and is a predicted model, not a curated record.